AUGUCGCAGCCCCUAGCCCUAGGGCUUCCCGAGUCCUGUCGUCUGCAAACUCCCGACCUCGUCCGCAGCUGCUCGUCGUGGUCGGACAAGGUCUACGCGACUGAGUCGACCAUGGGCCCUUUGUCGCCGUAUGCCCCAGCCUGCCAGGUUGGACACGGCGAGGAGGCCGUCAUGCCCGGCGCGAUGAGCUCCCAGGAACUCGACCUCCUCGGCUACUACAUGGCGCACCCGGGUCGGAUCAUUCCGUUUGCCCAAGAGGACCUGUAUGCGCCGCCCACGUGCGAGUUUCCAACCUUGUGUUUGCCUACGAGCCCCUCGUGGCGUCAGUACUAG
Molecule: messenger RNA, 333 nt
Organism: Metarhizium album ARSEF 1941
Lineage: Eukaryota; Fungi; Ascomycota; Sordariomycetes; Hypocreales; Clavicipitaceae
Exons: 1
Coding region: 1-333 (110 amino acids)
Source: RefSeq, a predicted model, not a curated record